AUGUUGGCAACACGCAAUGCAAUCAGGCGUAUCCGGGCCCCGGCUCUUGCUCGAUCCUACGCGCUCAAUGCACAGGCCAAGUCCAUCCUAGGAGGCAGCCUCCAGGAAACCGACAAGGAAAUCUACGACAUCAUUGAGAAUGAAAAGAUCCGUCAGCGAGACUCCAUCGUCCUCAUUCCCUCAGAGAACUUCACCUCAAAGUCUGUCAUGCAGGCAUUGGGCUCACCUAUGCAAAACAAGUACUCUGAAGGUUACCCCAAAGCGCGAUACUACGGCGGUAAUGAGUUCAUUGACCAGGCUGAGCUAGCAUGUCAGCGUCGUGCACUGGAGGCAUUCAGACUGGACCCAGCAAAGUGGGGAGUCAAUGUCCAACCGCUCUCUGGCUCACCUGCGAAUUUGUACGUCUACCAAGCACUCAUGAAGCCACAUGAACGUCUCAUGGGUCUUGACUUGCCUAGUGGUGGUCAUCUCUCGCACGGCUACGCAACACCCACCAAAAAUAUCUCUGCCGUCUCAACCUAUUUCUCCAACUUGCCCUACCAAGUCGACCCAAAGACUGGCUUGAUUGACUACGAGGAACUCGAGAAGCUCGCUUCUGUUUACAGACCGAAGAUUAUUAUUGCUGGUACCUCUGCCUAUGCUGCACUUAUCGACUAUGCACGCAUGCGCCAGAUUGCCGACAAGGUGGGCGCUUAUGUUCUCGCCGACAUGGCUCACAUCUCUGGUCUUGUCGCUGCAGGCGUUGUUCCCUCUCCCUUUGACCAUGCCGAUCUCGUCACCACCACUACGCAUAAAUCCCUUCGUGGCCCUCGUGGUGCCAUGAUCUUCUACCGCAAGGGAACGCGUUCCGUCAACAAGAAGGGCGUUGAGGUGCAGUAUGACUUGGAAGGACCCAUCAACUUUUCGGUGUUUCCAGGACAUCAAGGUGGUCCGCACAACCACACUAUCACAGCCUUGGCUGUAGCUUUGGGUCAAGCAGCGACACCGGAAUUCAAGGCAUACCAGCAAAAAGUCCUUGACAACAGUAAAGUCAUGGCCAAGGCCUUCCUUGACCGUGGCUACGAUCUCGUGACGGGCGGUACAGAGAAUCACUUGAUUCUCGUUGACUUGACAAAGAAGGGUGUUGAUGGUGCGCGUGUUGAGCGUGUCCUUGAGCUUGUCAACAUUGCCUCCAACAAGAACACUGUUCCUGGAGACAAGUCUGCGCUCAUCCCACAUGGUCUGCGUCUCGGCACUCCUGCCAUGACGACGCGUGGAUUUGAGGCAAAGGAAUUUGAGCAGGUUGUGGCAUUCAUUGAUCGUGCUGUUGAGAUUACGCUCAAGGUCAAUGCGUCCGCAUCUGGCAAGAAGCUCAAGGACUUUAAGGAGACACUUGGCGAGGGCGACAAGUUCCCGGAGAUUGCUGCACUCAAGGAAGAAGUUGCUCAGCUGUCGCGUGACUUUUUCUUGCCCACCAACUAG
Messenger RNA from Protomyces lactucae-debilis, 1461 nucleotides. RefSeq names its product serine hydroxymethyltransferase Shm2. Gene Ontology annotation, cellular component: cytoplasm. NCBI's taxonomy places the organism in Eukaryota, Fungi, Ascomycota, Taphrinomycetes, Taphrinales, Protomycetaceae. The record is from RefSeq and is a predicted model, not a curated record. Gene Ontology annotation, biological process: tetrahydrofolate interconversion; folic acid metabolic process; L-serine catabolic process. Bases 1 to 1461 code for a protein of 486 amino acids. Gene Ontology annotation, molecular function: zinc ion binding; glycine hydroxymethyltransferase activity; pyridoxal phosphate binding. The transcript has a single exon.